AAAGUACGAGUCGGGAGAAGACUCGCCUUCCAAGCUCUCUACCGAGGUCCUUUGCUCGUUCACUACCAUCUACUGAGUUACGCCUUUCCCAGCCAAACCAAGUCGGACCUUUCCCAUCAGCACGGACCUCAAGAAAGAGUUUCCCCACUUGGACUGUCAUGUGAUUGGCUACCACCACUUCUCAGCCGGCGUGGCAGGUUCUUAUCGACGAUUACCCAAUCGGGAAAGGUUCCAGCCCGGCGCCGCUGUUCGCUUCUUUUUUUACGAGUUUUGCGCGCCUCUUUCGCUUUCGGGUUUUCUUUUCCUGUCUCUAUCCCACCACCUCUGUUCGGUGUUUGCCUUGAAAACGAGCGACUUCUGGGAGUUUUGCGCUCGUUGUUGGCUAGAAAGCUCCUCCUUUGGUUUUUUUUUACCUUACUUCUGACCGCAACCGGUGAUCAGCGUCUGAGAGCUCUUGAGGCCCUCCAGCGAGUCCCCCGCUUUUCGUCUGCUUCGUAUUCGUCCACCUUCUUUGGCCAUGUCCGACUCUAAGGCCUCGGUCACCGUUCAGACGACCGACUCGAUCGACCGUGUGUCGUCGUCGUCGCAGGCGAAGAAUGCCUCGGUCGCGGGAGUAAACCCCGCCGUGGGGGAAGAGGAGACGCCCGUUGUGUUGGCGGACAAGGUUGACGAGCGGAAGAAGGGAUUCUUGGCGUAUUUCAAGACCAAAGAGUUCUAUAUUGUCCUAUUCCUUGGACAACUGCUCGCCAUCGCAAACACCGCUACUGGCACCUUCACCACGCUUCUGGGUGAGGAGGGUUGGGCCAUUCCCACCUUCCAGACUCUGCUCAACUACAUCGUGCUGACAUGCAUUUUUACCCCUUACACGAUAUACCGUUACGGAUUCAAGGGCUGGCUCCGUGUGAUCUACACUGACGGCUGGAAAUAUAUCAUCCUUGCGUUCUGCGAUGUCGAGGGCAACUACUUUGUCGUACUGGCUUAUCAGUACACCACCAUGCUCAGCGCUCAGCUGAUCAACUUCUGGGCUAUCGUGGUCGUCGUGGUCGUCUCGUUCUUGUUCCUCAAGGUCCGCUACCACAUCACUCAGAUCUUGGGUAUUGUUAUCUGUAUUGGUGGUAUGGGUGUGCUCAUUGCCUCGGAUCACAUUACCGGAACCAACGGCGGCGACGUCUCGAGCGGCCACCAGUUGAAGGGCGACCUGUUCGCGUUGCUGGGUGCCUCGUUCUACGGUCUGACCAACACUGCGGAGGAGUACUUCGUCAGCAAGAAGCCCGUGUACGAGGUCUUGGGUCAAUUCUCGCUCUACGCAUGCAUUAUCGACGGCGUUCAGAGCGCCAUCUUCGAGCGCCACAACUACCACUCUUCCGUCUGGGACGGCAAGGUGGGCGGCUACCUGACCGGUUUCACGCUGUGCCUGUCGCUAUUCUACUGUCUCGCUCCGUUGAUGUUCCGCCUGUCAUCCGCAGCCUUCUUUAACAUUUCCCUGCUCACCAUGAACUUCUGGGGUGUCUGCAUCGGCAUCAAGGUCUUCCACUACUCCAUCCACUGGAUGUACCCCAUUGCCUUUGUCUUGAUCAUCGUCGGUCAAUUGAUUUAUUACCUGGGCCGCAAGGCUCUGGCCGAGGCUCGGAAGCCCUGGUUGGGUCAGAACCAGGAGAACGGUGUUGCCGGCUUGUUCACCGCGAAGAAGCGCAUCGAGCAUGCCGCACCAGCCGGUCAAGACCCCCAGGAGCACGAUCCCGAGCGCCCACCCACCCACAACACCAGCUCGGUCUAAGCCUUUCAAUCAGACGACUGCGACUGUUCGUGGGAUGGAAAAUUCAUUGUUCAUAACUUGCUUUGGUUUCUGUCUUUCUGGACUCACAGAUGGGAGUACAUAUCUCUGAGAGGGGCCGGAUCAACCUGGAUAUAGACCUUGAGAAGGCACACGGCUGGUCUUUUGAGCUCAGAUUGGACCUUGAUUAUGGCUAGCGCGGCUGAUUUGACCGGGAAGUUGAUCGCCAUAUGGCGUGCGUGCGUUUAAUGCUUAAUUAUGUAACUGUUUAAUUUCCUCGACGAUUGAUCUGAAAUAUACGAACAUUCAUGAGGACGAAUUUAUCUACGCGUGAUUCGCUUGAAAAGCGCCCUUUAAACGCCACUUAAGCCAUGUUUCUACCUA
Molecule: messenger RNA, 2158 nt
Organism: Penicillium brasilianum
Lineage: Eukaryota; Fungi; Ascomycota; Eurotiomycetes; Eurotiales; Aspergillaceae
Source: the annotation of a GenBank genome assembly